UUUUCUGCAAGAGAAACAUAAACGUCUCCUCAUUUCUCCUCCCAGUCUGCGGCCUCAUCACUCUCCUUCUCACUUCUUUCUCGCAGCCCACUUUCUCUCUCACAUAGAACACACACUGACACAGUGGUUUAUCCCUGAGCCAAAAACCCGGUAAUUGUUUGCAUAGUAGCGUUUAACCUUCUCGGGUAUCAUCAGUUGUGUCUUAUAUACAGCUAGCGGCCUCUCUUGCUUUCUUUUGUCCACACGCACAAGAAUAUAUAUAUCUACGUGUAGAGUUUAGAGAUAUGUUGGAGAAAAUGGGAGACAAGCUUGAUGCUGAGGCAAUCAUCCAAGAAUUCGAGUCAUUGUCGAUGGAUGCAGGGAGAGUUCAGAGGGAGACUCUGAAGAAGAUCUUGGAAGACAAUGGUGAAACAGAGUAUUUGCUGAAAUGGGGUCUCAAUGGAAGAACUGAUCCUGAUAGUUUCAGCGAUUGUGUUCCCAUUGUCACUCACAUGGACCUGGAACCUUACAUUCAGCGAAUUGCUGACGGUGAAAAAUCAUCCAUUCUCACUGGAAAACCGAUAUCUACUAUUUCAUUGAGUUCUGGUACCACUCAAGGAAAGCCAAAAUAUGUACCGUUCAACGACGAAUUGAUUGGAUGCACCAUGAAAAUGUACAAAACUUCCUUUUCCUUCAGAAACAGAGAAUAUCCAAUUGGGAAUGGCAAGGCAUUGCAAUUCAUUUAUGCUAGCAAGCAAUUCAUAACAAAAGGGGGUCUAAAUGCUGCCACUGCGACUACUAACGUGUACCGGAACGAAGAGUUCAAGAAAACGAUGACGGCAAUCCAAAUGCCAUGUUGCAGCCCCGACGAAGUGAUUUUUGGUGAUAAUUUUCACCACUCAUUAUAUUGUCAUCUCUUGUGUGGCCUGAUUUUCCGGGACGAAGUGGAAGUCGUGUCGUCCACAUUCGCGCACAGCAUUGUGCUUGCUUUCCAAACUUUUGAACAGGUUUGGAAAGAACUUGUUGCUGAUAUCCGAGAUGGGUCUCUAAGCAGCCGAAUCACAUCGAAAUCUAUUCAAUCAGCUAUGGCGAAGCUGCUCAAGCCAGACCCUGAAUUGGCCGACACAAUUUACAACAAGUGCUUGGGACUGAGCAACUGGUAUGGAUUGAUCCCAGAGCUUUUCCCAAAUGCCAAGUACGUGCACGGGAUUAUGACAGGGUCGAUGGAACCUUACCUUAAGAAACUGAGACACUAUGCUGGGGAGCUACCUUUGCUUAGUGCAGAUUAUGGAGCUUCUGAAGGAUGGAUUGGAGUAAAUAUCAACCCAAAACUACCACCAGAGUUGGCCUCAUUUGCUGUGCGUCCUGAUAAUGCUUAUUUCGAAUUUAUCCCUUUGGAAAAUAAUCUAAAUUCGCUAGAAGUGACGGUAGAGCCCCGGCCUGUUGGGCUAACUGAAGUCCAGGUGGGCAAAGAAUAUGAGGUCAUUAUCACCAACUUUGCAGGUUUGUACCGUUAUAGGUUGGGAGACGUAGUUAAGGUCCGAGGCUUCCACAAAUCCACUCCGGAGCUCCAAUUCAUUUGCAGGAAAAAUCUUCUUCUCAACAUAAACAUCGACAAGAACACUGAGAAGGAUUUACAAUUAGCUGUAGCAACAGCGGCCAAUCUGCUAGCUGAGGAAAAGCUGGAAAUUGUCGACUUCACAAGCUUAGCGGAUUUAUCAACAGAACCAGGCCACUAUGUCAUCUUCUGGGAGAUAAGUGGAAAUGCAGAUGAUGAGCUUCUGCAGAAAUGCUGCAACUGUUUGGACGGUGCAUUCCUGGAUGCAGGAUACGUGAGCUCCCGAAAGGUCAACGCCAUCGGGGCCCUGGAACUCCGAAUCUUGAUGAGGGGAACAUUCCACAAGAUCAUGGAAAACUUUGUACAAUUAGGAGCUGCUGCUAACCAGUUCAAAACUCCACGGUGCGUGGGGCCAACGAACAAUAAAGUGCUCGAAAUACUGUCCGAUAAUGUUGUCAAGAGCUACUUUAGCACCGCAUUUGGUUGAGUGUGCUGGUUUAUUAGUGCAAUAUGGUUUGUUGUCUUAGGCUUGAGAAAAAUCAUAUACUACAAAUAAAAACCUUCAUUUGUUUAA
Sesamum indicum (sesame) is the source of this 2111-nucleotide messenger RNA. RefSeq names its product jasmonoyl--L-amino acid synthetase JAR6. Gene Ontology annotation, molecular function: acid-amino acid ligase activity. Lineage: Eukaryota; Viridiplantae; Streptophyta; Magnoliopsida; Lamiales; Pedaliaceae. The record is from RefSeq and is a predicted model, not a curated record. Gene Ontology annotation, cellular component: cytoplasm.